Messenger RNA from Vitrella brassicaformis, 3463 nucleotides. NCBI's taxonomy places the organism in Eukaryota, Vitrellaceae. The record is from the annotation of a GenBank genome assembly.
CCUCCUUACAUUACCGUGUGACAUCUCCCGCCCUCCUCUUGUCACCAUCGGUAAGACCAAGAGACCCCUCAACCCAUUCACUUCGUUGAGCCGAGCGUUUCCCACUUGGUUGAGGCCAGUUGAGGGGCAAACAGGGAGGCAGGCAGCCAUGCAUGACGCACAGAAACGACAGGAAACACACUCUUUUCCCUGUGCGGGGCUGUGCGUGGUGUGUGUGCUGCCAGAUCCCACGGUGACGACUCUGAGAGGUCUUGCGCGUGCGCGGCGGCAGCAGAGCAUUGGCGGCAUCAAUCGGGCUGCUUCUCGAUAGGCGACGUCAGUUCCAGCUGCACACACUAAGCAGUGAGUCGGCAAACUGAGAGCAUAGGCACACUGAUGAACAGAUCCCACCUCGUUGUGUGGUUUGUUCCUUCGUGCAGAUGGUCGAUCGCGUUCGUCCGAUGGACACGAGCAGCCACGACGCCCCGGCUCCCUCGAGAGGUGGGCGAUGACGCACGCAAUGCAAUAUAGCACACAGUUGUCAUGCGUGUGUGUGGUGAUGGUGUGUGUGGUGCAGGUGGGCGGGGCAAUGGUAGCUUACGAGAUGUCGUAGGGGAGAUCCAAUCGGUGGGUGACUCACACACACACACACACACACACACACACAUAUGGAGGUCGAGCCGCCACGCCAUUUACUGUGCUGCCCGCCUGGCUGGUCGCCGGCUGUUUGGUGCGCCGGCUGUUUGAUGUUCAGCACAACUUGGCCCUCAGCAAUGAGCUGGCGCAGACGCCCACUUAUCACGACAAACGCGUAAGGCUCCACUGACCGAUGGGUGGCACAGACAAGCCGGUCACUCCCAUGUGUGUGUCUGUGUGUGUGUGUCGAUGUCAGCGGAUGGAAGUCGAUGUCGAGGCGGGCAGUGCGGUUGGACCGAAUGAGACCGACGACAACAAAGAGCAUAGCGAAGCGGUACGCACAAGUCCACACCCACACACGCCUACACACACACACACACACACACACACACACAGAGAGAGAGAGAGAGAGAGAGAGAGAAACUCAUUGUUGUCGAUCGCUGGUCAGGUGUCUGCUGAUGACGGCGCCGCGAAGCGUAGACGCGUAGACAUUAGUGCUGCUGCUGGUGGACAUAGUGGAGGUACGCAAAGCAUCGGCUGCUAUUGGUACCUGCAGGUGAUUCGAUUGGUGCGGCAGCGACACAGCAGCAGCAAGAGGGCGUCAGCUCACUCUCGGCAGACCUCACGGCCCCCAUGCAGCACAGCAGCCACCAGCAGCAGCAGCAGCAGCACCCGGUGUGGUAUGUCUGCGUCCCCCCAGCAGCCUCCCCGGCCAGCCGGCGCAGCUUCUUUCUUCUCCAGAUCGACGACAUCGUGCGUCUGCGGGCCACGUGCAAAUGGGUGAGGGACUUCUUCGGAGUGACUGAGCUGCGGCAGAGACUCAGGCAUUCGCUCAGCGCACAGGCGGGGCUGCGGCGGGUGGUCAAUGGGUAGCAGGUGCCGCUGGUGCGCUUCGACGACGACCACUUCGGCGUGUGUGAUCUGCUGGCGGCUGUGUGUGUGAUGGAGGAGGGAGAAUGGGUGGAGAUCGGCGAGGUGAUUGAGCUGGCGGGGCAGUGCCGCUACUGCACGCUGCCCGUCAUCCUCACGGCAGAUGACAUCAACACACACGCCAACAAGACGGUAAGGCACACACACAGAGGGGCGGGUGAGAACUGAGAGGCCUCAUUUGUUCUUCUCUCUCUCUGUGUGUGUGGCGUCGUGUAGGCGUAUGCAUCGUUCCCCCGUGUGUUGGCGCAGCUCAUGGUGGUCGGCCGCCACGUGGACUUCGGUGAAAACGGCAGCUGCCUGCGGAUCGUUCGCCACGGCAAUGGUGAGGUGCGGGCCAUCAAGGACGAGCCCGGCUUCCGACUCGACUUCAAUCCGCCCCUCCCCCCCGGCAAUCUGUAUCAGCAGCACCGACAGCAGCAUGACCCACCAGUGGUCAGCCGCAUCUACUACUCUGGCGGCACCAGUAGAUGGGUGUCGGGCUCUUUCCCGAUCCCCUAUGCGUCGGUGUCGUCGUUCGCCAAGAAAAUGAUCUUCUUCCACUCCAACGCGACUCGCCAGACCAAUGGCACAUCGACAUAUCUCAACAGGUAAUACACCAAUGGCCCAAGUGACGAGAGGGGUGUGCGUACGUGUAUGUGUGUGUGUGUGUAUCUGGUUGAUUCAGGUAUGUUGGUGGCGGCCGUCUGGAUGGCCUCCUCACCCAAUCGCCCCACACACCAGUCGCCGGAUGCUCGACGACACUGAGCUGGAGCCUACUGGGCUCGAAGCAACGGGUGCUGGUGCUGACCGACAGCAGCCACCCCUUCGUCGCGUUGAUUCACAUUGGGGAAAUUCUCAUGGGAUACAACGAUGACGGUAAGGCAGACAGACAGGCAGUCCUGCCGGCCGGCCGCAUGUCAUGUGUUGUUCUCUCUCGUCUGUCUGCAGUGGAUGUGUUUGUCGUGACGACCGAGCCACCUGCGGCUGGUGUGAGUGAGGAUGCGCCCUUCAAGGACCGCUUCCCAGUCACCACUGGGCUGGCUCGUGUGGUGCCGCUGGGGCCAGGCGUUGCGCUCGCCUUCGACGAACAAGCACAUCGAUACGAUCCAUCAGCGGAUGAGGAUGAUGGUGGUACGGACAGACAGACAGAGGAUACACACAGUGGAGAAGAAUGGGCCUUCUUGUGUGUGUGGUGUAGACGGUGACGGUAUCGAUGAGAGUGACGAUAUGGAUGAGAGUGACGACGUCGAGGAAGAGGGCGGCGGAGGUACUGAGGAAGCCAGACACACACAGCACACCAGACACCCUCUGAUGUCGACCCGCACCGCAUUCAUGUGUGCCUGUGUGGAUCUGUUCUGGUGCCCUGGCGAGAUGCAGUCCGGUCCGGGUUCGACGAUAGUGAUGACGAUGGUACGGACAGAGAGAGGGAAGGGACACACACACACGUGGGUUGAGUGUAUGGUGGACCUGCCAUUUGUGUGUGGUGUAGAGGGCGAUGCUGACGACAUGGAUGACGGCAGCGGAGGUACCAGCAAAGGAAGAGAGGCGCACACAACACUCACGCCCUCACAUCACUCCCGCCUCAUAUCCGUGUGUGUGUGUGUCGAUGGCAGGUGAGGGUGCGUCGGCUGAGGAGGAGCACGAAGACGGCGCUGAGGGCGCUGCAUCGCCCGAGUGACUGACACACAGACCCACCGAUCUCAAUACUCACUGGUGCGCCACAGACACACUUGAAUCCUUCUGUGAUGUGACCGGCUGGUGCCAUGCCUCUGAUGUAAUGGGUGUGUGGAUGAAUGGGUGGGUGGGUGAGUCCCUCCCUCUCCCCUCCGUGUGUAGCCCUCACAUCUGCCCUCACAUCUGCCUGCGUGUGUCUGUGGGUGGGCCGAUGUGUGUGGAUGGAUAGAUGGAUGGAUGGAUGAAUGAACUUGCAGACGUGCGU